UGUUUGACAAUCAUCUGACAAUUCAAGUUGUAUCAAAAUAUAUUGCAUUUUGCUUCAUUUAAGAAAUAUUUUCAUUUUAAAUAGAUUAUUAAAAAAUAUACUAUUAAUUAAAAAUGGUAGCUAUUCUAGGCGGGGGGCUGGGCGGUCUGUCAACUGCAUAUUAUUUGCUCAAAAACAAUGUAAACAACAACAAUAAUCUCCGGUUACUCUUAUUAGAAGCAACCAACUAUUGCGGCGGUUGGAUCAAGUCUAUUAGAACAAAAGACUAUAUUUUCGAGCAAGGACCGCGUACUAUACGGCCUAAGGGUAUCACCGGAUUGAAUACUUUAAAUAUGAUGCAGGAUCUCGGCCUCAGUGAGCACUUAGCACCUAUUAGCGCAGACCAUCCCGCCGCGAAAAAUCGGAUGAUCUAUGUCAAUCAAAACUUACAUGUCUUGCCUUCAAACUUGAAGGGUGUCUUCCAGAAAAAUUUGCCAUUUUCAAAACCCCUCAUUUAUGCACUUUUUAAUGAUAUAAAACAACCACAUAAAGAAUUACAAGACGAUUCCAUCUAUAAUUUCGUUGAAAGGAGAUUUGGAAAGGAAAUAGCUGAUUACGCCAUCGCACCCAUGAUAUGUGGUAUCUGCGCUGGUGAUGCUAAAGAAAUAUCUGUAAAGUUUCUGAUGAAAACCUUGUUUGAGUGGGAACAGAACCACGGCGGUGUAGUCAAAGGGAUGAUGAGGUCUCUUUUCAAAUCAAAGUCUGGUGAAGAGCUUCAAUUAAGCGAUUUAGCAAAGAAAUCACAAGAAGAGAAAUGGAAUGUAUACACAAUAAAAGGAGGUCUCGAGACAUUCCCAGUGACACUUUGUGAAUUUCUCAAACAGAAUGAAGUUGAUGUAAAUCUGAACACCAGGAUUGAAGAGAUAGAGUUUGUGGACUCCGGUACUGUUUUGUUAAAGAAUAGUACUGGUGAGACAUUAAAGGCGAAUCAUGUUUACUCCUCCAUACCAGCUUAUUCUCUUGCAAAUCUUGUUCAGAAACAGCAUCCUGAAUUGUCGAAAUAUUUAAAUAAAAUACCGUUUGUGACAGUUGGUAUUGUUAAUUUAUAUUUUGCUGCAGAUAAACUUGUAAGCCCAGCAUUUGGAUUCCUGGUGCCGCCUAUAGAAAAUUCACCAAUAUUAGGUGUUGUUUUCGACUCUUGUUGUAUGCCAGAUCAGAAUGGUACAGUAUUAACAGUCAUGCUGGGUGGCAGAUGGUUCAAAGAGAAAUUUGGAGAUGAUGCCACUGAAAAGAAAUUAUUUGAUAUAGCAAUGCAGGAAAUUAAGAAAAUUUUGAAUAUAAAAGAGAAUCCAUCUGUGUACAAUGUUAGUAUUUUGAAUAAAUGCAUUCCUCAGUAUGUGAUCGGGCAUUAUGAGAGAGUAGAGAAGAUCAGACAGUACAUACAAAAUAACAAUUUGCCUAUAUCACUAGUUGGUAGUAGUUAUGAUGGUGUUGGUAUAAAUGAUGUGGUAUACUCAGCAAAGACACAGAUUAAAGGAGACUGCAUAUACAAAUGAGAUUAGACGUAUUUCACAGUUGUGUUCUUUCACGAUAAAGCUUUAAAUAUUUAUAAACUAUUAAUAUAGUAAAUUAUUAAAAUUUUAUAAUUUUUAUAUACAACAGGGUAUUUCUUUUUUAAUGUAAUUAAGAUGCCAUUAUGGUCUAUUUAAUAUGUCCAUAAGGCAUAAAAAAUAAGACUUGAUAUUUUUAUACCAAAUGAAAAUAGGUGUCAAAAUUUAUAGAUUUUAUGAAAUAAAACAAAAAGUGAAAAAAAUAUUUUAUUAUUUGUUUUUAAAUUGAUAUAUUCUCAUCCAGUUGGCUCCCAAUGACAGUAAUCAUUGAAGUAUGACAGUAGAUCUAAGGAGAGUAGUUAUUUUUGUUAGUUUUAUUUCUGAUAGAAAAUUUUAAAUUUGUAAAAUGAACAAAUGAUGAUUAAUAUUAACAUCUAUUUUUAUUGAUAGUUGAAAAUGGUAUGGUAACCCCGCCUGCGCUAACGGGAUAUGCUGGCGUAACACCAGUGAAGGGUGAUAGAUGAGAAUGAAAACAGGCUAGUUAGCCCAUCAUGAUGAAUUCAUAAGGAAUUAACCAUAAUAGUUUCCAGGCGGAACCACGAGGCUGUCGACUUGGUUGGGUAUACGGUGUAUUUCGCACAACGGCCCAAAUGAGAGGCUAAGUGCGGAAAACAGAGUCUUUCUUACAUUGGUUGGGUAUAUUGCUAGCAAUGGGAUUCUCAGUCUCCAUUACUAACACUCCCUUUCCCCCCAUUAACACCUUUUGAUAGUUCUAUUAAGUUAUGGCUUUUUUUAGCUAUAGGAGGCUGUUCCCUUUUUAAACUUUUACAUGUAUAUUUGAGACAGGAUAGCAGUAAUUAUACAAUUUUAUAUGAAUAGGUGUAUUUUAAAUGCAAUAUUUGCCACCACUGCCCUUAGACACUUUCUAUUUUUACUUAAUGGUUAGCUGGUUAGCUCACCAUUUGUUUUUUGUUUUUGACUUGCUUGUAAAGCUUGUACAUUUGCUUGUUUGGUUUGUUGAAAGACACAAAAAUGAUCUUGUUUUUAUAAAAUUAUUAUUACAAUAAUAUAUAUAGGUUGUCUGUAAGAGACUGCUUUUAGCGAUAAGGCCGCCUUUUGUAUAUGCACAUUCUGUAUAAAUACUCCUUGUAUACAUUUCUACUGUGCGCAAUAAAGAGUUUAUUAUUAUUAUUAUAUAUUUUAUUUAUUAAAGAGUAAAAAAAUGUUUGGGUGUUGCAAUGUACAAUAAAACAAAAUUAAGCAUUUAAAUAAUUUAUUGGUUGCUCUUAAAUAUCCUUUGAGUUUUCAGCUACUAUACAAUAUGUGCAAGUGGAUAUAAUAAUACUUCUGUACCAUAUAUUCAAAGCAAUAAUAUAUGAAAAUUUAUAUUUCCUGUAAUGUUUAUAUAUAUUUUGUUAUAUAUUAAAACAAGCUAAAUGAUACUAAUCUUUUUUUUUUUAAUUAUGGUUUUCGUCACUAGUUUAAAUAAUAAAAAAAAAAAAAAAGAUUAGGCAGUGUGGUCGAUGCAGAGACAUUAUUUUCUAAAUUUACCUCUUAAUAUUUUAACUUGAUAAUUUUGCAAAAUAUAUGCUUUAUGGACCAUAAUAAACUAAUAACUUCUACUUAAAUAUUAGACAUUUAGUCAUUAUUGGUCCUUAGAAUAAAAAUUGUUUUUUUUUUUUAUACAACUUAGAAUAGCAAACAAGCUGACGGCCCACCUGAUGGAAAAUGGUAACCAUCGCCUAUAGACAUGAGCAGUACCAUGGACAUUACAGACUAUAUUGUUUCGUCCAUGAUACCCCCAUGCGUUGCCAUUCCUAAGGACUCAGAUGUUAUUCCUCUGUACCCUGUAAAUUCACGCCAUAUCCCACCCUUCAAACCGAAACACAGCCAUGCAAACACAACUGCUUCACGGUAGAAACACGAUUGGGUGGCAUUAAAUUAGAAUUUUAGAUUUAGAGAUAGGUUUAGAGUAAUGGUGCCUCCGAAUCAAUCCCAGUAAGUGUUUACCUGCAACACCGUAACAAACUCAUCCCCUUAUUCAUAAAAUCUAACCCCUACAAACCUAUUUUAACUAUAGCAUUAUCACUUUCUUUCAAAUUGAGAAUAUAA
Messenger RNA from Galleria mellonella (greater wax moth), 3641 nucleotides. RefSeq names its product protoporphyrinogen oxidase (gene Ppox). The record is from RefSeq and is a predicted model, not a curated record. Lineage: Eukaryota; Metazoa; Arthropoda; Insecta; Lepidoptera; Pyralidae. Gene Ontology annotation, molecular function: protoporphyrinogen oxidase activity, oxygen as acceptor. Gene Ontology annotation, cellular component: mitochondrial inner membrane. Gene Ontology annotation, biological process: heme biosynthetic process. The transcript has a single exon. The coding region runs from base 114 to 1535 and encodes 473 amino acids.